Molecule: messenger RNA, 1927 nt
Organism: Phragmites australis (common reed)
Lineage: Eukaryota; Viridiplantae; Streptophyta; Magnoliopsida; Poales; Poaceae
Product: 4-hydroxy-7-methoxy-3-oxo-3,4-dihydro-2H-1,4-benzoxazin-2-yl glucoside beta-D-glucosidase 2, chloroplastic-like
Exons: 12
Coding region: 33-1730 (565 amino acids)
Biological process (GO): carbohydrate metabolic process
Molecular function (GO): beta-glucosidase activity
Source: RefSeq, a predicted model, not a curated record
AGAGCUCAAACCCAUUACCCAUCUACCUAGAAAUGAUUCUUGUUACUUCUGCCCUUAGCCCUACCCAUCCUGGCCUUAGAAGAAACGAGGGCCAAAAAAACAAUGCGAUCACACUGCACCUCUCUUCUUCGUCGACACAUUAUAGAGUUCUUGGUUAUCGUCUAGUUGCUUCCUCCAUCCAUUCAAAGAGAAGCCAUGACCUUAGCCUCAGAUCAAGAGCAGCUAGGAUAAGCAAUGACCUUGGAGCCGAAGCCGUGAAGCCCAAGCCCAGCAAGCCAAUCAUCAGCAGGAACAGCUUCCCUCCCGGUUUCAUCUUUGGCGCUGCCACUUCAUCGUACCAGAUUGAAGGUGCUUGGGAUAAAGAUGGUAAGGGGCCAAGCAUUUGGGAUCACUACUGCCACACCUAUCCAGAACGGAUAAAGGACGGGAGCAAUGGAGAUGUUGCAGUGGACUCCUACCAUUUGUAUGAGGAAGAUGUAAAAAUGCUGAAGAACAUGGGCAUGGAUGCCUAUAGGUUCUCCAUUUGUUGGCCAAGAAUAUUGCCCAAUGGGACAGUCCAAGGUGGGAUAAACCUAAAAGGCAUUGAAUACUACAACAAUCUGAUCAACUUGUUGAAAGAACAUGACAUAGAGCCAUACGUGACGCUUUUCCACUGGGAAACACCUCAAGCACUGGAUGAGAAGUACGGCAGCUUCUUAAGUUCGAGCAUUGUGCAAGAUUUUAAGGAGUACGCGAAGGUGUGCUUCGACAACUUUGGCGACCGGGUGAAGCACUGGUUCACCUUCAACGAGCCGUACGUCUUCUGCUGUAAUGCAUACGGCAUAGGGAAGCACGCGCCGGGGCGUUGCUCGUCAGCGCAGGAGUGUGCCGUCCCAUUGGGUGACUCCCUCGUCGAGCCGUACACCGCCGGCCACAACCUUCUUCUGGCUCACGCCGAGGCUGCCGACCUCUACAAGAGGCAUCAUAAUAGUGAUGGUGGACAGAUAGGCAUGGCGCUGGUGUCCAUGGGCUAUGCGCCGUAUGAUACAAUGCACUUCGUCAAUGCACAAGCCCAGGCGAGAUCCAUCGACUACAAUCUCGGAUGGUUCUUGGAGCCGAUCGUUCGCGGCGACUACCCCUUCUCCAUGAGGUCGCUGGUGGGGGAUCGACUGCCCUUCUUCACCGACGAACAGCAGAAGAAGAUCGUGGGAUCCUACGACAUGAUGGGACUAAAUUACUACACCUCAAGGUUCUCGACAAACAUCGAUAUUUCACCGAGCUUCUCGCCGGUGCUGAACACUGACGACGCCUACUCCCUCGUCGGAAUAACUGGGCCUGACGGGAAGCCUAUAGGUCCAAAUACUGGAACUGAUUGGCUGUAUUCAUACCCCGAUGGCCUGAAGGAUCUUCUUACGAUCAUCAGGGACAAAUACGGCAACCCACCCGUCUACAUCACUGAAAACGGGGUUGGGGACAUGGACGACGGCACUCUAACCCCUGAAGCUGCUAAGAAAGACACCACCCGGCUCAAGUACCUCCAGGAUCACAUCGCAAUCCUCAAUGAGUCGAUAGAGUUGGGCGCGAACGUGCGUGGACACUUCACCUGGACGCUGGUGGACAACUUCGAGUGGCAGAACGGUUUCACGCAGCGCUUCGGCCUCAUCUACGUCGACCACAAGAACGGCUUCGAGCGAAGCAUGAAGGACUCAGCAAAAUGGUUCGCCCAGUUCAACCAAGCCAAGAACAAGUGAUUCCUGAGAUAUAUUAAGUGAUUACUGGCCAAGUGUAAUAGUACUGUAAACGAACCACAAGGUCAACUUUUUCAUGUAUUGCCGGGCACCAAUGCGCAGGAUCUUUCAGUUUUCCUCACAACUUUCGAUAUAAUAAAGUGGGGUAUCAAUUUAUUGUUUGUAUAAAUAACUUUUGAACUAUAAAUAAAUUAUCUACC